Molecule: messenger RNA, 1180 nt
Organism: Caenorhabditis elegans
Lineage: Eukaryota; Metazoa; Nematoda; Chromadorea; Rhabditida; Rhabditidae
Gene: sre-31
Product: Serpentine receptor class epsilon-31
Exons: 5
Coding region: 1-1074 (357 amino acids)
Biological process (GO): sensory perception of chemical stimulus
Cellular component (GO): membrane
Source: RefSeq, marked reviewed
AUGAUAAUAAAAAAUACCGGGACCUCUACAUUUAUCUGGCUCCCAGUUUACUUUUACAAUGAGCCUUUAAAUUUGAAACUUGUAAUUUCAAUUUUCGAAUUAUUAUCCUACAUUUUAUGUGGUUACAUUUUGAAUUUAAGUAUCUACGUUAUGUCGAAAAUUCAACUAUUCCAUAAAAACCUCAUGUUCCUAACAGUUCCACUAUUUGCAAUAUGGUAUGAACUUAUAAUCGGGAAAUUUAUCACUAUAGCAUAUAGACUUAAAAUUGUUAAUCCGGGGGUUGAGCUCGGCGAGCACACUGUUUUCUGGACAAAUGACCCGGAUAAAAUACUUGAAGUUGGAGGUUCCAGUGGGUUAGAAUUAUUGAUUUUCGGCGGUUUUCUACAGUGGCAUACUAUUUAUAGCAUUGUUUUUGGGAUUUUGGCAGUUGCCACCGAGAGGACUAUUGCAUCGGUUUAUAUUAAGGACUAUGAAUCUAAAAAAAGAAUUUGGAUACCAAUUUUUCUAAUAAUUAUCUGUCAAGUAUUGGCUAUUUUCAUGACUUUUAUUGUGAUAAACCGGAAAGUUCACCCCAUUAUCGCCCGUUUGCCAUUUAUAUUUUUGUGCCCAAUUUCUUUUGCGGUAUGGCUUUUCGUGAAGAACAAGAACAAAACUCUUCAAAAAGAGAUUCAAAAUCCCAAGAGAACUCGAAUUUUCACACUUUCACAGCAGUGCCAAGUCAAGGAGAAUUUGCGAGCAUUAAGGCUCGGAACACGCUUGGUGGCUGUGGUGCUGGUUUAUAUUAUGGUGUGCUUUUUGGGUAUAGUUUCACUAACUUUUGACCUGAUUCCUGGAGUUUGUGGGCAUUUUGUGGAGAAUUUUUUGUUUUUCCACCCCAUACCAAUCUGCCUAACUGCAAUGUUCAGCAUACCCCGUUGGAAAACUGAAUUUGAAAAAAGUUACCUGCCUUGGAAAUAUCGACGAAAUCUUCGAAAAAUUCGCCAAAUGUCGAUGGAAAUUGAAGAGGAUUCGAUCAAAAAAAUCAGUUUGGAAACUGAUUUGUAUUUUAAGCAGUUGGCAGAGUCGUGGAUUUAGGGUCUUGUUUCAGUUAAUAUGUACCUUUUUUUUUAAAUAUGUACCACUUUUAAAAUAUUUUAAAUUUAAAAAUUUAAGUGGAAUAUAAAAGAUUUGAACGCCAAAA